Messenger RNA from Exserohilum turcica Et28A, 1453 nucleotides. RefSeq lists its product as uncharacterized. Lineage: Eukaryota; Fungi; Ascomycota; Dothideomycetes; Pleosporales; Pleosporaceae. The record is from RefSeq and is a predicted model, not a curated record. The transcript has a single exon. The coding region runs from base 320 to 1453 and encodes 377 amino acids.
CACCUUUGGGUCCUCCCUACCCAUUUAUCAGCUGACGUGUGCAUCUCCCCUCACCAGCAUCUUCAACAGGCGGUAGCCAUUAGUGUUGCCCUGCAGUUGCCUGAACUGGAGACUGGGUGCCUACCUCGAGCACCUCCACACUGGCGGCUGCCCAUUGGAGCUGCUUUGUGGUUGAGCAGCGACCCUGUGAAAGCGUCCCAACCUUUAUAUAUGAGGCCACCAUUACUCUUGCACUGGUGUCAAAACAUAUUAACCUCCGCUUUUUGCAGCAUCUUUCCAUCGUCGUUACAACACUCGAUACUUACAACACAGAUUCACUAUGGAUGUUCAACUACGCCCGUCUACUGAUACGCUCGUGGGCUCUCCUACUAUUGAUAAGCCUGAAGAUGCACCGCAGCCUCAAGCACCACAGCCUCAAGCACUGCAGCCUCCCACAAGGAGGAAUGCCACUCGCUUUUCUCUCGAAACGCUCGUGAAUUCGCUCCCCGUCGAUCCAGGCAGAGCGAUACCCAGGAGCCCAAAGGCUUUGUCUGAGAGUGACCUGAGUGAGGCAAUCCGGGACUCCUCGCCUCUAUCAACAUGGCUACCAUUCGACACCGCUGUCCGGGACUUUGCUCCCAAGCCGGCUGCUUCAUCUUCGAAGCCGCCGGUCGUUCUACCUCGAAACAGCCAACUGACUCUCCACGUGCGUAUGGCAUCGACUCCCAAUGCAGCUUCACGCACACAGAAAUCUGGCAGCCAGUCACCCAAGCUCGAGGACCUGCCCGAUCUCACAGCACUCCUUAGCCCCACAGACUCACCACUGGAUCUCUCGCCCGCGCACUGUGGCAGACACCCAGUGCCGUGGACUAUGCCGGACAGCAGCACGCUCCUCAAGAUCCUGCAUCCGUUUCUAGUGCGCAAGAUCCAAGAGUCGAGCUACCACCAGGACUUCCCCGAGCGCUGCUUCUGCUCGCUGGUGCUGCACGAGCUGCAAAAGCUGUCGGCGAGUACGCCUCUAGACGUGACGGGGCCAAAGCACCACCGCCACUUGCAGAUGCAGCUACGCAGCAUCCUGACGGAGAACGACGUGGCGGCCAAAAAGGUACUGAGUCUAUACGGCGACGCGCUCAAACUGCGGCGUCACGCGCGGCUGAAUGCGCGGCCCCUGCGAAUGGACAGCUGGGCCGAAAUCAUAGGCUUGCUGUGCGAAGACCUAUUUACAAAUGGGCCUCACCCCAUCUUCGACGAUAUCGACGCCGCGCCGCAGACCACGCCCAACGCUGAACCGCGUGCGGAGCAUCCGGCAGACGGGGACGAAGAGGGCGACGACGACGAUGACGAUGAUAGUAUCGUCCGUGAAGCUGGAGGCCGGCCUGUAUCGCGGCGGAUGCGCCGACUCCAAAAGCUAAAGUACAAGGGGUCGAAGCGCGUGUUUCGGUCGCGUAGAACGAGAUGGGACUUUACGUCUUGA